UUCCCCCGUAAUUGCUGAUUCUGUUCCUGCAGCAACGAUCGAUUCCCCCGACCCACCAGGAGGACACAGGACGGUGCAUCAGCACAGACUGCAUAAGUUACAGUUUUGGCCUUCACAACAUCCCCUGGCAAGGAGUUCCACAGGUUGACUGUGCGUUGUGUGACAAGGAUGACAGAAGAUUCAAAAACGCACUGGGAUGAUUUGUUUUCAAAAUGGGGCAGUAAACUUCCCGGUCUGUCUGAGGAGGAAACUGAAGAAUUCCAGACCGCUGUCAAAGUUGGGAACUUGUCAAAAGCCAUUUCUGUGGUGAAAAAGUCUGAUCAGUUGCUAAGAAAUACCAAACUCAACAUCGCCAUCACAGGGAACUCGGGCUCUGGGAAGUCGUCUUUCAUCAAUGCCAUAAGGAGCCUGAACGAUGAUGACAGUGGUGCAGCUGAGACUGGGGUGAAUGAAACAACAAAGGUUCCAACUGCUUACCCCCAUCCCAUUCACCCAAAUGUGAUUGUGUGGGAUCUACCUGGGAUCGGAUCACCAAAGUAUCCAACAGAAACAUAUGUCAAAGAUAUGAACCUUGAUCAGUAUGAUUUCUUCAUCAUCAUCGCAGCCCUGCGCUUCACAGAGACUGAUACCAAACUUGCCAAAGAAAUCAAGAGGAUGGGGAAGAAGUUUUACUUUGUUCGCUCCAAGGUGGAUGUGGACUUGGAUAAUGAACAAAGAAAAAGAAAUUUCAAAGAGGAGAAAACUCUAGAGGUAAUGAGAAAUAGAUGCAUGAGGCACCUGCAAGAAUCAGGCAUCAUCUCCCCACAGGUUUUCCUGGUGUCAAGAUGGGACUUUCACAAGUACGAUUCUCCCCUACUGCAGCAGACUUUCGCAAAUGACCUCGACACUCACAAGAGACAUGUUCUCAUCUGUGCCCUGCCCAGCACCUCUGAAAAAAUCUUGAAAGAGAAACAGAAGGCCCUGCAGGAACAGAUCUGGAAACAAGCCCUGAAGUCGUGCGCUCUCGCUGCUGUUCCUCUCCCAUUUCUCUCAGUUAAGUGCGAUGUCGACAUCCUGGUGGAGAACAUGAGAGAGUAUUGCAAGUCCUUUGGCCUGGAUGAUGAUUCACUCAAAUCACUUGCUAAACAAGUUCGGAUGUCUGCUGAUGAGCUGAAAUCUGUGAUGCAGUGUGCUUUGGCCAAAGAUAUAACAAGAGAAGAGGCUUUGAAGCGGCUCAGAGAGGCUACAGGGGAAAAUAUGAUGACAGUUAAAUAUUUUAUCAGCGUGGUACCACUGAUUGGCACUGGGAUAGCAGCAGAGAGAUCUUACAAUGUCACCUAUGAAAUGCUACAUACGUUUUUGGAUGAAGUUGCAGAAGAUACUCAACGAGUCCUGAAAAAGGCUUUGGAGGGAGCAGAGGAUAACUAAUAACAAUGUCCCAAAGUAGAGCUUCUCCCCAGCUUUGCAGGAUAAACUGCCACACCCCAAGCCUCCUUUCUGUAAUUUUAUUGUCCCAAACUUAAACAAACCAGGAGCCAAAACCAUUUCUUGGCUCACCCCUGCAUUGCCGACUUUCACUGCCUCCGCUUCCGGGGCCUCUGGCAGUCCUGCUGCUCCUGUUUCCACUCUCUCUCUCUCUCAACCAGUCCCCCCUCAGUGGGUCCCUGGUCUGUCCACACUGCACAGUAAGCCUGAGCUCUGACUCAGGUUUGAGCCUAAACCCUGCUUCCUUCCUCACCCAAAUCAGUCUGACUCGGGUCAGUGAGCACUCGGGAAUAGGACCUAGGACCCUGCUGGGGGGUGGGUCAGAGCCCUAGUCCUGCUGAGUCUCAGGUCCAAGCCCUGUCAUUCUGCAGUGUGGACACAGCUCAAGCUGCAGACCCAAUCAGAAGGUUUGCGUAGUGCAGUGUGGACACACUAGCACAGCCCUGAGACCCGGGUCCAGCACUUGUAAACCCAGGUUUCCAGUGCAGUGUGGACACUCAAGUGCAGGCUUGGAAACACCGAGUCCACAAGCUCGGGUCCCAUAGACCCAGGGAUACAAUGCAGUGUAGAAGUACCAUCUUGGACCUGUAUUACCCCAGUGCAGCCCAUCCCUUAAUUGUCCCAGCUGGGAGCUCCUGUUCUAGCACAAGGAGGGAGAAGUGAGGUUGUACCCACUUCAGUCACAGGGGCCAGACAUCCCGUGACAGAGAACAAAAGAGCAACAGAUCUGACACCAACCCCAUGGCAAGUGGGGACUGGAUCUGAGUAGAGAGGAGGUGGCAUUUCCUUCCUUUUCACAUGUAAUGUGACAGACGAGAGAAAGACUGACUAAGGUGUGGGGAGGGGAGGGAACAGCUAGGUUCUUUUCUGUUAAAUGAAGAUGAUUUUUAAUAAGGCUGGAAACAGACAAAACUGAGGUCGAAUUCCCAGCUUCUACAAUUACUUCUGAUCAUCCCACAGGAAAAGGGACACUGUCCAAUGAAAUACCAUAUUAAACACACACUCCUCACCUGUGUCACUAAUAACACCAGGCAGAGGUGUGAACUCUCAGCACCAUUCAGGCCUCGCCUACAUUAGACAGUUAGAUCAACCUAACCACGUUGCACAGGGCUGUGAAAAAUGUCACACAAAGACCCUGAAUACUGUAGUUAGGUCAGUAACCCCUGGUGUAGAUGCGGCUAAAUCGAUAGAAGAAUUCUUCUGUCAACCUAGCUCCUCUCUUCUGGAAAGGAGGAUUAAUGACAUCAGUGGAAAACCCCCUUUUGUUGAUGUAGGAAGCAUCUAUACUAUGUUACUACAUCUGCAGUACUGGACCUACGGAUCUGUCUGCACUAUGGAGACUGUGUAUCAGCGCAGCUUCAUCGCCGUAGCUAUGUCAGCAUGGAAACAACCUCAGAAUUUCAGCGCAGCUGUGGAAAUUCGGAACUUGCCCUUUAACCACUUGGGGAACAUGUGGCAGGGAAGCAAAACACACAGGCUUUAGCAAAGGAAAUUCUUAACCACAGACACCAACCAGCAAUCUGGGCUCCUAUUGCGAAACUCCAUCCCCCCCAACUCUUUCAUAGGGGUGGGGCAACCGUUAAGAGUCAUCACAAAGUCAGCAGACCCUGCUUGUCAUUUCGACAGCUCUCUGUUCCAGUGCUCUAUGGGGUGUUACGCUCCCCUCCCAGCAGCGGAGAUGUCUCGGUAUUGCCUCACAACAGGCUGUGCAUAAAGUAGAUUAAACUGGAUUGAGCUGAGGCCUCAAAAUGGCGAACAGAAUCCAACAUGGAAGCCUGCAAACAAAAUGGAUGGUGUAUAGCUGACACAGACAUACAAAAUGGAUGAUGUACAGUGGACACGGACACACAAAAUGGAAGGUGAAUAGCAGACACAGUUACACAAAAUGGCUGAUAAUCUUCCACAGUUCAUCACAUCCACAUUCUGAGCAGCCCGACGAUAACAAUCUGGGAGCUGUAGCCUGCUCAGCAACCCAGAUGUCCGCUCCUGCUGCUUGAACUCAGGGCCCGGAGCUCAAGUCAGAGUCUGUCUAUGCUUGGAGCUAGGGGUGCGAUGCCCAGCUCGCAGAGACACCCUCACGAUCGCUCUCCUGGAGCUAGCAUGUGGAAUAUGGUGGUGUAAUCAUGGCAGCAUGGAGAAUGGCGGUAUGGGCUAGAUGUACUGAGUGAAAACCCACCUGGACCCUCAGCUCCAAGUGUAGAUGUAGCCUGAAAUGGCCUCUCUGAGAAACCCCUGGGAGCAAAUCCCCAGCUGGCGUGAAUGGACGUAGCUCUGUUGAUUCAAUCCCAUUUACACAGCUCUAGAUCUGCUCCUCCAUGCACAGCCAUUUACCCAGUCUCAUCCCAGGGGUUGGCUAAAGUUUCUGUUCUCUGGCUGAGGUGAUGAAACUCAAGGCUGUUAUUAACCUGUAACGAAGUUGUACCCUGAGCAGAGUUUGGAAGCAUCCGGCUGCUAAACGUGUAUCAGAGGCUUAAUGGUUACUGAGAAUCUCACCUCUGCAAUUGACAACCCUGAGCUGCGGGUUGAGCUACUGCUGAUGCGUUUAAUCCCUGAUUUGCUUGAUUGAUGCUGAGUUUAGAUUUGCCUGAGUGUCCGGGAACCACCGACCCUGCUCAGACUGAGCUGAGGUGCUGGGAUUGUAAUCACAGGGUGUUUGUCUCUCAUGGCUAUUGGUUCAUGUGAUGCUAUGUAUCAAACUGUUACUAUUCAUUUGCUCAGUGUUUCAUACCUGGUAAUCUGUGUGGAUUCAAUUUCACUGCUCCAUGUACUAGUUGCUUGUGGUUUGAUAUUAAUUCCAAACCUUGUAGAAGUGCAUUUAUCCUUCAAUAAAUUGCUGUAGAAUUUAAUCUGA
Malaclemys terrapin pileata is the source of this 4315-nucleotide messenger RNA. Its product is annotated as interferon-inducible GTPase 5-like. The coding region runs from base 169 to 1407 and encodes 412 amino acids. Gene Ontology annotation, cellular component: membrane. The record is from RefSeq and is a predicted model, not a curated record. Gene Ontology annotation, molecular function: GTP binding. The transcript is spliced from 3 exons. Lineage: Eukaryota; Metazoa; Chordata; Testudines; Emydidae.